Messenger RNA from Acanthocheilonema viteae, 1023 nucleotides. The record is from the annotation of a GenBank genome assembly. NCBI's taxonomy places the organism in Eukaryota, Metazoa, Nematoda, Chromadorea, Rhabditida, Onchocercidae.
AUGCAAAAUGUUGGGCGGUCAUUGAUUUUGCAGACAAAGUUUUGUUCAAUAGGUCUCGUAUUUCUGAACAAGUAUUUGCUAAGCAGUGAGUCACUUAAGCUCAAUGCACCGUUGUUUAUAACUUGGUAUCAGUGUUUUGUGACAGUGAUGCUAUGCUAUGUUUUUUGUUAUGUUUCUAAAUUGUGUCCGCCAUUGUUUACAUUUCCAUUCAUGUCUUUUGAUUACCGGAUUUCGAGAGAGGUGUUGCCGCUCUCAUUUAUAUUUGUUGCAAUGAUAGCUACGAAUAAUCUUUGCUUAAAGUAUGUCGGUGUUUCAUUUUAUUAUAUUGGAAGGUCACUUACUACUGUUUUCAAUGUGAUAUGUUCUUACCUGAUUCUGGGACAGUCAACAUCACUGAGAACAAUUAUGUGCUGUGCAAUUAUUAUUGGAGGUUUUUUUCUCGGCGUGGAACAGGAAGAUGUUGCGGGGACCUUAUCUGUUACUGGUGUCAUCUAUGGUGUAGCAGCGUCAAUGUUUGUUGCCCUGAAUGCUAUUUAUACACAGCGAACUCUACCGUCGGUUGGCGAUAGUGUUGCUCAGCUCACUUUGUACAACAAUAUAAAUUCAUUAGUGUUAUUCCUACCUGUCAUGUUCGUUACUGGUGACAUCAGUGAAAUGUUUUAUUUCCGUGGUUUAUCUUCCAUACGAUUCUGGACUUUGAUGACAUUAUCUGGUAUUUUUGGUUUUUUAAUGAGCUAUGUUACUGGAUGGCAAAUCCAGGUUACAUCACCUUUAACACAUAAUAUCAGUGGUACGGCAAAAGCAGCAGCUCAAACCGUUAUUGCAGUUGCAUGGUGGCAAGAGAUAAAACCAUUGCUUUGGUGGGUGAGUAAUGCAAUUGUUCUCGGUGGUUCGGCUGCAUACACAAUGGUUAAACGAAAAGAAAUGGUUGAUAACUAUAACACUAUUAAAUCCAAGUUGAGUGAUAGCAUCGAACGACAAUCUGUACUGCUUGGUUUCACUGACGAGGAUGAGACAGUAUAA